AUGCUGUCCUGGGUAAUUGCUGAGUCACCAUUGGUUAAACAGCUUCUGAAUCAUUAUUCAAGCGCUGGUGGUUUUGCCUUGCUAAAGGAGCGACUUACUGGAUGCAGUGAGCUAAGCCUGAUACAGAUUGCGUGUCUUCUCAGGCCAUUUGCUAGCUGUGCAGAGUUUUUGACACCCGAAAUUGUACAAAUGUAUUUUGUUCCUGUUUUAGAUUGUCUAUGUAACUUUGUCGAAGGCCUAGAUAGUAAAGUGUUACUGCAGGAGGACACACACUGUCCCUGUGUCUUACCAGAUCUUGCAGGAGAAAAACUUAUACAAACUUUGCUAGAUUCGCUAAGUAUUAUCAUCGUCCAAGUGAAGUCAGAAGAUGUGGACGCCUACAUCAAUGUACAAUGUUGGCAACAUCGUAUAAGAACAAGGUUAAAGAUGCUAAGGGGCAUAUUUGAAUGCCUUUUUACACAUUCGAUUAUAGGUUUAUGUAUUAUGAUUUGA
Molecule: messenger RNA, 492 nt
Organism: Anneissia japonica
Lineage: Eukaryota; Metazoa; Echinodermata; Crinoidea; Comatulida; Comatulidae
Exons: 6
Coding region: 1-492 (163 amino acids)
Source: RefSeq, a predicted model, not a curated record